Molecule: messenger RNA, 3535 nt
Organism: Ananas comosus (pineapple)
Lineage: Eukaryota; Viridiplantae; Streptophyta; Magnoliopsida; Poales; Bromeliaceae
Exons: 5
Coding region: 294-3194 (966 amino acids)
Source: RefSeq, a predicted model, not a curated record
ACAGAGAUUUUAGAGAGAGAGAGAGUGUUGUGUCCAUUUCCCCACUCCCCCUACCUGUAUCCCUCUGUUCCCCCUCUCUACAACGCCGCCAUUAAUGCUCCUCUCUCUCUCUCUCUCUCUCUCUCUCUCUCUUUGAGACGCGCACUUCUCUCGAUCUCUUCUCAUCUACGUAGCUCCCGAAUCCACGCACGAGCUCGAUCUAUAGGGCGUGGCUACGCCAAUACCUCUGAAUCCUUGUUAAAUUGCUCUUCGUCUUCAUAUAGAUCAUGAGUUUGGAUUCGUCGAUUUGAGGAAUGUACCAAAGUAUCAGAUCGCGGAGAAGAGAGGAGAUCGACGGCGGAAAAGGAAUGUUUCAGUUUAGGAAGCAACCAAGUGCCUCAGAGGUGCAGGUGGGUUCUUCUUAUCGCUGUGGCUCGUCAACAGAAGGAACUUCUUUUGCUCCGGAGUUCGAUAGAAGUUCAUUAAUGAAAACCUCAGGGUUGCCAAUCAAAAUGCUAAUUGAGGAAGAAGUGUCCAAAAAAGCGCAAACUAGGCACUCCCCACCAAGUGUUAUUGCUAGACUGAUGGGUCUUGACACCGUUCCAUCUUCUCAUCUAUCCCACAGCCAGCGCAAGAACGUUCAAAGAUAUGUGCACUCGCCAUCAUCUGUAGGUUCUGAAGAGAGGCAUGUUUUCUCUGAAGAUCUUUCUCGCAGAAGAAGCACUGAUGAACUCCCAGAGUUAAAAGAUGUUUUUGAAGUAAUGGAAUCAUCAGAGUUGAAGGCCUGCAAGAAUCAGAAAAAUAGAAAAGGGAGAGUGAGCUCUAGACAUAAGGAGACUGACGUGGACUUUAUAAGGCAAAAAUUUAUGGAUGCAAAGCGUCUCUCUACUGAUGAACAAAGCUCUAAAGAGUUUGACGAUGCAAUUGAAGUACUGGAAUCUAAUAAGGAUCUUUUAUUGGACUUUCUCGAUGAACCGAACUCUUUAUUCACGAAGCACCUCCACGAUCUAAAUUGCUCUCCUCCCCCCCAGGCAAGCCACAUCACAAUUCUGAAACCAUCUAGAUGUAUGAAGUCUUCAAAGCCAGCAAUGCUUUCUAAAUUAGGAAGAGAUACUGAGAUAUUGAGAGAAAACCCAAAAGAAUUUAGGAACCUUUGUAGAAAGCCUGCAAUUAGACCCGAAAGUGACUGUUUUAGUGAGCUCUCUGGUUCUCAAACAUGUAAAUUGCCAAAAUCAACUUAUGAGGAAAAAAUUGGAGCUCACAGUCAUCCAACUCGGAUUGUUGUGUUGAAACCUAGCCUUGAGAAAGCUCAAAAUAUGGAAGGAGCUAUUCCAUUAACCCACGAGAUCUUUCAAUCUGGCUACAGAAGGCCCAUGCACUUCUCAUGUCCUGGGGCUCAGGAAUUGUUUUCAGAAGGAACUAUUCGGCCAGAUUUGUCUGACGGUUUCGAAUUAGCUCUGGGGCCCAAAGCAAGGGGCUCGAGAGAAAUUGCAAGAGAGAUCACAAAGCAAAUGAGAAAAACCGUACACCGUGGUGGUGCUAAAAAGGUAUCACAGAUUUUGCCUCACAUGGAUAUGAUCGACAAUCCAGACGUGUUUCAGAGAUCUAGUGACUUGCAUGAUGAUUGGAACCCGAGACUCAGCCCGUCUUCAACAUAUUCAAGUGCAUCAUCAGUUAGCAGAGAAGCUAGAAAGCGCUUGUCUGAAAGAUGGAAGAUGACCCACCAAUUCCAAGAUGCAAAGACUCUUGCUAGAGGCUCAAGCACGCUAGCUGAUAUGCUCGCUUUACCUGAUAGGGAUGUGCAGAAGGCUAUGAAAGCUUCAAAUCAGACACGGGCUUCCUCUGCUGGUCCUACCAGUAAGGAUGGUUGGAAGGAUGGCAACUUGAUCGGUUCACCAAUUUCGAAGUCUCUUCCAGCUUCAUCAAGCAGUCGAAGGAGUCCAGAAUGCAGGAAAAGAAAAGAAAGUGGCCAACUUAGGGAUUAUCGUGUAGUUGAAAACUUACCCAAUAUUAAUCUUGAUGAUUUUGCUGAUGGUAGCUUUAUUAAACAAGGAAGAUCAGAAAUAAGAAGUUCAAUGUAUCAUUUUGACAAAGCUUGUUUGGGUAGCGCGGCUGAAGAUGAAAUUUUGUUGCCUGAACGGGAGAUUCAUGUGAGCUCUGAAGAAUUGAGGAAAAGUAUUCAUGUGAAAAAUCUUUCUCGACAGGAAUUCAUGCAUCCCACACUCUCUAUCGAUGCCUUAAGGGAAGGAGAUCAGCAGCUUGUUGACAUUUCUUUGGUUACUGAAUGUCAAGAUGGAACCUGCAUGUUGACCACACAAGCAAAACAGGUGCAGCAACAGCUUGGAUCAGCAAUAGUUGUGGGGGAUGAGAACAUUAUUACUUCUGAUCUGGAUGGCUUGGUACUAGAUGAAGAGAGAGUUGAUCACCCUCUGGUUGACCCCAUACUAUCCCCAUUCAAGGCGCCGCAACCAGCAUCACCGGUAAGCUCCAACGAAGGUGAACCAAGUCCAGUAUCUGUUCUAGACACUUCUUUAGAAGAAGAAAAUUCUUCUUCAGCCUGCUUCGAGAGAAUUAGCACUGAUCUUCAAGAGCUCCGAAUGCAACUUCAACUUCUCAAGCUUGAGUCUGCAGACACUUAUGCAGAAGAAUCAGAGCUUUUUAUAGUAAGCGAUGAGGAGAGUGUGGGAGAGAGUCAGCCUCUGUGUCCAACAGGAGAGAUCAUUCAAACUUUCCGAAAUGAAGAGGAGAGAGACUUCUCUUACCUACUCGACAUGCUUAUAGAUUUGAAUGUCCACCUUACAAACCAGGAUGGGCAACUCAGUUCAUGCUACUUGCUGGACUCCCCACUGGGACCAGGUGUCUUCGGCAAGCUUGAAAAGAAGUACAGUGGGCUUAUUUUGUGGUCAAGAUCAGAGAGGAAGCUGUUAUUCGAUCUAAUAAAUACUAUUCUUGCUGAUGUGGUUUCCUCAAAAUUGGAUCUCGUCUCGCGCGGGGUUUCUAAGUGGCAUGCGCCCAAAUGGGACCGAGAGGGUCUUGUGGAAGAGGUGUGGCAAAGAGUCGUUAGUCGAAGGAGGGAUAUAGGAUGCUGCAAGGAGGGGAAAGUUUUGGAAUUAGAGUGGUUGGAUUCUGAAGGUGGUGUUGAGAUUGUCGGAAGAGAUAUGGCGAGCAUGUUAUGUGAUGAACUAAUUGAAGAACUCAUUGCUAACUUCCGAUAGUGGAUAAGUUCCUUGAGGAACAAAUAUAGUGGGUGAGUUCUAUGGAAUUAGAACGAAUUUGCACAUUUUGGAAGUUCAAAUAUGAAAAUUUCAAUUUCCCACCCUAUAUUUCUUUUUGUGCAAAUUGUACCUGAAACAGUUUGUAUCAGCCAGUCAAUCACUGAGGUGUCCUCAAGUUUUAAGUAGCAUAAUCUCAUGGUCCCCUUUUAUUUGAUUUCGCCUCUGAAUAGGGAAAUCAGUGUAUAAUUUCUCCUAGUCAUGCUGUGACAGCAUAUAAUGAAUUUCUUAUCAUCAUGCAAUGCGCAAUAUAUGUCAGAAUUGAUUGCUUAAUUUGGUGUAAA